Molecule: messenger RNA, 589 nt
Organism: Dermacentor andersoni
Lineage: Eukaryota; Metazoa; Arthropoda; Arachnida; Ixodida; Ixodidae
Source: RefSeq, a predicted model, not a curated record
UGGUCGGUGCGCGCGCCCUCUCUCACGCGUGCGUCGCAGUGUUUUUUCAAAGAUGGCUCCUUCAAGCGAGAUGUUGCCCAUGCUGUCCAUGCCGUCCGCUACAACCACGCGAUGUUCGCCUGCGCAGCGCAAAGCACGUAAGCGAUUUAGAAUUGAUGAAGAUUUGUGUCUUUUACGAGAGAUAACUGGCGCCGACCCCUUUGAAAACCCUGCAGCGUGGGAAGAUGUACUACGCAACGUGGUGCGCGCUGUGCAGCGCGAGCUGACCAUUCGUGCAAUCAAGGAGCGUGUGGACCUGCUCGUCGGUUAUUUUAGACAAGACACAGUCAACCUGAGAAAAUCCGGCACCGAGGAGCAAUACGGAGAACGAGGACAUCUGCUCCAAGAAGUGUCAGAUUUGAUGCGGAACGCCGGGCAUGUGCCGAGGACCGUGCCGCGAAGAGCAAGCUGUAUGGGACCACGGCGACCUGUCACGUCGAUGCCGUCGUCAACAGCUCGGCAGCGCAUGGCGCACGAGCUUAGAGACUCGGCCACGGCUUCAAUGGCCGUACUUGACACAGCCGAGGAUGAGCAGCUAAAUGGCAAGUGA